AUGUCUUUCCAACAACAUUGCCAACGCUCAUCUCAUCAAUUGAGAAUCAUGCAAGACAGUUAUACCCAUUUAAAAGCAAAUACAAAGAAUCAAGAUGAUUCCCUAAUGUCACCCCCUUUAACUCCAACGGAUGCUCCAUUGAAUGAUUUAUGGCAUUACAAUGCCUCUGUAGAAGAACUCCCAAUGCCAUUAAUUGAAGCUACAAGAAAAGAUAGAAAGCAAUUCAUCAAAAACUAUGCUCGUAUGGUCCCUUCAUUGCGUAAAAACAAGAGAAAUGCUCAUGGCGUAUUUGCAUUAAAUGUGUAUCGAGAUAUCUUACUCAAGCAGCAGCAACAGCGACAACAGCAGCAGAAACAGCAAGAAAAACCCAAGUAUAAUCAUUGUGCUAGGUUGGACAAUGUCGUGCCACAUACUAAAAAGAGAAAGAUGGUGGCAGAGGAUGGUAUUAAAAGAAAGCGCGUUUCAUCCGUUUUACCCUCUGGAAAAGACGCUGCAUUAGCAUUUGAUGCUAUUGAUAUCGAUACUAUCGACAUCUUGUUCUAUCCUGAAGGUUGGGCACCCAAUAAUGAAGCAUUGGAUCAUGUACCUGUGAAGGUCAACUGGAAAGGUGCCCCUUUGCCUAUCAAUGAUCAACCUUAUUUUGAUCAUUUACAUCAAAUUGAAUCUACAAUGGCUUCUGUAUUAAGGCUAUCACCUGUGCAAUACUUGAGGUGCAAACGUACUCUGAUCUUGGCUGCAAGAACACUGAAAAUUCAACAGAUCCCCUUUACUAAAUCGGUCGCACAAAAGUUGUGUCGAGUAGAUGUCAAUAAGACAAGUGCUCUUUGGACAGCUUUUGGUCAAUUGGGUUGGUUUGAUGGUCCCAUCUGA
Messenger RNA from Mucor velutinosus, 870 nucleotides. RefSeq names its product pre-mRNA-splicing factor prp46 (gene PRP46). Lineage: Eukaryota; Fungi; Mucoromycota; Mucoromycetes; Mucorales; Mucoraceae. Gene Ontology annotation, molecular function: protein binding. The transcript has 2 exons. The record is from RefSeq and is a predicted model, not a curated record. The coding region runs from base 1 to 870 and encodes 289 amino acids.